GUGAGUGACUGGUGGGAGGAAUACAUCUACCUGCGAGGCCGAGGGCCGCUCAUGGUCAACAGCAACUACUACGCCAUGGAGAUGCUGUACUUCACCCCCACCCACAUCCAGGCGGCAAGAGCCGGCAACACUAUCCACGCCAUGCUGCUGUACCGUCGAAAGGUGGAUCGUGAGGAACUCAAACCUAUUCGUCUUCUGGGAUCCACGAUUCCUCUCUGCUCUGCCCAGUGGGAGCGACUCUUCAAUACCUCCCGCAUCCCUGGAGAGGAGACAGACACCAUCCAACACAUCAAGGACAGCCGGCACAUUGUCGUGUACCACAGGGGGCGCUACUUCAAGGUCUGGCUGUACCAUGAUGGGAGGCUGCUGAGGCCCCGAGAGCUGGAGCAGCAGAUGCAGCAGAUUCUGGAUGACCCCUCAGAGCCACAGCCUGGGGAAGCCAAGCUGGCCGCCCUCACGGCUGCAGACAGAGUGCCUUGGGCAAAAUGUCGGCAGACCUAUUUUGCACGUGGGAAAAAUAAGCAGUCCCUGGAUUCGGUGGAGAAGGCAGCAUUCUUUGUGACGUUGGACGAAUCGGAGCAGGGAUACAGGAAGGAGGACCCGGAGACUUCCAUAGACAGCUACGCCAAAUCUCUGCUGCAUGGCCAGUGUUUUGACAGGUGGUUUGACAAGUCCCUCACAUUUGUUGUCUUCAAAAACAGCAAGAUAGGCAUGAAUGCAGAGCAUUCCUGGGCGGAUGCCCCCAUCGUGGGCCAUCUGUGGGAGUAUGUCAUGGCCACUGACGUCUUCCAGUUGGGCUAUGCAGAGGAUGGGCAUUGUAGAGGAGAAACCAACCCCAACAUCCCCAGACCCACCAGGCUACAGUGGGAUAUCCCAGGAGAGUGUCAGGAGGUCAUAGAGACUUCCCUGAACAGCGCCAGUCUUUUGGCAAAUGAUGUGGACCUGCAUUCCUUCCCAUUUGACUACUUUGGCAAAGGGCUGAUCAAGAAGUGCCGGACGAGCCCCGAUGCCCUCAUUCAGCUGGCAUUGCAGCUGGCACAUUACAAGGACAUGGGCAAGUUCUGCCUCACAUAUGAAGCCUCCAUGACUCGGCUCUUUCGAGAGGGUAGGACAGAGACCGUACGCUCCUGCACUACAGAGUCCUGCAACUUCGUGAUGGCCAUGGUGGACCCCACAAAAACGGUGGAGCAGAGGCUCAAGCUGUUCAAGAUAGCUUGUGAGAAGCACCAGCACAUGUACCGCCUCGCCAUGACGGGCGCCGGCAUCGACCGCCACCUCUUCUGCCUCUAUGUGGUAUCCAAGUAUCUCGCAGUUGACUCCCCUUUCCUGAAGGAGGUUUUAUCUGAGCCAUGGAGGUUAUCCACAAGCCAGACUCCUCAGCAACAGGUGGAACUGUUUGACUUUGAGAAACACCCCGACUAUGUGUCCUGUGGAGGUGGCUUUGGGCCGGUUGCUGAUGAUGGCUAUGGUGUUUCGUACAUUAUUGUGGGAGAAAAUUUCAUCCACUUCCAUAUUUCUUCUAAGUUCUUCAGCCCUGAGACAGACUCACACCGAUUUGGGAAGCACGUGAAACAAGCCAUGAUAGACAUUAUCAACUUGUUUGGCCUCACCGUCAAUUCCAAAAAGUAACCCCCCUGAGCCACAGGGAAGGAAAACGGACUCUUGUAAUACAAACCAAAUGAAUAGGUGUUGCUCCUGAUUGUAGGAUUGGCAGAAAAUUGCUCUUAUAGAACUCAGUUUUCCUUCCAGAAGGUUUACCAUCUGUCUCCCUAGAACAACAGUAGUUUCCACUAUGUGAAGCACGACCCUGCUACAUCCAGAGAUGCCCUGGCUCCGGGAAUAUUGGGCACAGUUCCCUGAAAUCUUUUGAAUCAUCCUGGAUGAAGGCAUUAAAAUACUGGCGAAUUCCUGGACUACUGGGGUUGUAGCUUCACACUUGUUGGUGACAAGACUUCCUCGGGGACAAACUAUAAAUACCUGGGACUGGAAGGUGCCUGACUCCACCCAGGCAGGACAGACAUCAACUUGUGGGAAGAAUCUUCAGAGCCAGUGGAGGUGACAACUGAAGCUAACACAUGUAAUGCACUAAUGGGAUUCUUGGGCCUGGGGAUUAAGGUUCUGCUGUGGGUGACAGCCAUCAUCCCUUUGGGAGUCACAUUUCCAAGAAGCAGAAUACCACCUCUUCAAUGUCACCAUCCUCACACGUCUUCAAAACCCAGUGCCUUAAAGACGGAAGCCCCUUGGUAAGUGGGGGCAUUAGAGAAGACUAAUUUGAGAAGUCUUAGGGUGAAUGUGUGAGGAUGUUGCUUCCCCUCAGUGGUUUCCUACGUAGAGAUGCCCCUAAGUAAGCACUUCCCCUACUCCCAGAAGACCAGGCCCCUGGUGAAGGCAGUGAUGCUGAGUCUCAUUGCCUGCCAGUUCCAUUAAGCAACAAAAUGACAGGAGUGUGUUAACAGAGGGUGUUGAGGGGCUUGGUAGUCACAGGCUCCAUAGCUGGAGACCAGCUGGAGAGUGUGGCUUAUUUGGCAGCUGGUGGCAAGGGGAGUGGGACCCUGGUCACUGAGAGAGGAGCAGAACUAACACAGGCAGCCUCACAGGCAGCUAGGAGACACACACCCUAGACAUCAGUGGGGUUACCUUCUAAUCCCACCCAGCCAGAGAGGAGACUUGCUCUCAGUUCCAUAGAAGACUAGGUCAUUUUGGUGACAGACUCAGGGGUCUCAAGUGAUGGGUGCUUUGUACCCAAAUGCCAUCCCUCAAUGGGAGUGCCUUUCUUGAAAGCGCCUGAUGGACUGCAAGGCAAUUCUGUACCAAGUCUGUUUGGUAUUUGUAAACAUAAGCAUAAUGGGCCCCCCUCCCCAUUGUCACCCUGUCCUGACAAGCUUAGCUAUUGGUAUUUUAAAUCAUGUGUUUAUUUUUCCGGCCACUUCAGUGCGCCCUCUGGCCUUGCUCAGUUCCUGCCCCUGUGCUAGCAGUAGCACAAAAGUGGGGGCAGGGUGACCAGAAGUGCCAAGAAGUGCUGGCUGAACAGCUUAUGCAUGUCUUACAGACACACAUGUAUAAUUUUGUAAUCUAAAACACAAAAGGGCCAAAGAUUUUCUUCCUCUUAAAAGCAAGAAAACAAAAGACAUAAAUACAAAAGCAGAAACAAACAGUAAGCCAGAGACACCUAAAUCUCACUGUUGAUGACCACUGACUAACCUGUGUUACCCGAGGAGCCCUGCUAGUGUCCAAGCGUUACACUCCUCUCUCAGGUUUCCAGUGUCCUUGCUGCUCCUGAGCAGUUACCAAUGCAAUUUCAUAUUCCUUACAAGGAGGAAGGGUGCGCUUUCACAGUGUACGUCGAAAGGAGGAGGUAAGACUAUUAUAUUUAAUUUAAUGUGGAACAAAACAGUCUUACCGCAGCCAAGGUUUGAUUUUGGUAUCCUAAUCUGUCCAUUUCCUGUAAAUAAAUACCAUAUGCUGUCUGGAUAUAAAUCUUAGAAAUGCAUGUGUGGAUGAAUGUAGCUGGCCAUUAAUAAAUUAAUUAAUCCUGUCUACUACA
Cricetulus griseus (Chinese hamster) is the source of this 3544-nucleotide messenger RNA. The record is from RefSeq and is a predicted model, not a curated record. NCBI's taxonomy places the organism in Eukaryota, Metazoa, Chordata, Mammalia, Rodentia, Cricetidae.